GGACGACCUGGCCCAGCUGCCCUUCCUGACCAUGUGCAUUAAGGAGAGUCUGCGCCUGCAUCCCCCAGUCACCAUCAUCUCCCGCUGCUGUACCCGGGACGUUGAGCUCCCAGAUGGCCGCGUCAUCCCCAAAGGAAAUAUCUGCUCCAUCAGCAUCUUCGGGAUUCAUCACAACCCGUCAGUCUGGCCGGACCCUGAGGUCUAUGACCCCUUCCGCUUCGACCCUGAAAACAUGAAGGGGAGGUCACCUCUGGCUUUUAUUCCCUUCUCGGUGGGGCCCAG
Galeopterus variegatus (Sunda flying lemur) is the source of this 282-nucleotide messenger RNA. Its product is annotated as leukotriene-B4 omega-hydroxylase 3-like. NCBI's taxonomy places the organism in Eukaryota, Metazoa, Chordata, Mammalia, Dermoptera, Cynocephalidae. Gene Ontology annotation, molecular function: oxidoreductase activity, acting on paired donors, with incorporation or reduction of molecular oxygen; iron ion binding; monooxygenase activity. The transcript has 3 exons. The record is from RefSeq and is a predicted model, not a curated record. The annotation marks the transcript as partial.